AUGGCGCGCUCCCGCAGACUGACAGUGCUGGCAUCCGCCGUCACAGUAGGUGCACUCCUGUCGCUGCACUCCUCUGCCUCGACGGAUGCUCAAGCCUUUGCGAAUACGGCCUCGACGGCGGCAGCGGCUAUGAACUACUUCACUCAGCUGAUCCUCGUGCUCACCCCUGGAGUAGCCGUCUCUGGUGGGGCCUACAUCCUGGCCAAGCGUAGAGACAGUCCCCCGAAGCCCAUGUGGGUGAUUUCGGCGGCCCUGUUGGCGAUGCUGGCACUCUCGGCACCGCUGGUGUUGCCGGGCCGCUCCGACACGCAGGUGGUCGAGGAGAUCCAGCUUCGCAGCGGCGAGGAGCGCCUGAUGCCCAACGGCCAGGUCCAGCUGGUCUCCGACCCCAGGCCUGGCAACGGCCCUGCGGAGGAGGGCUGGCAGCAAGCACUGUGGACUGAGAUGGCCCAGGCCAUUCAGUCAGGAGAAGAGCAAGUUGUGAUGGUCUUCUCGCGUCCCGGAUGCCCUUGGUGUGAAAAGCUUCAUCCAGUUUUGGAACGCGCGGUCAAGAGACGGGCCGAUGCCCUGGCCGCCGGCCCUGUAGACGAUGCGGAGGGCCCGACGCUUCUCCACAAACCUCUGCGGAUAUUCAUCUACGACGCAUCGGAGUUUGGCCCGGUGAUGCGCCGAUUCGGUGUCGAAGGCUUCCCUACAAUGUACUUCUUUGGAGAGCCGGGAUCCAGGCCGACGGUUGUACCUGGAUAUCUGAGCGAUGAGGACUUCGACAAAGUGGCCAAAGCUGCUGCAGAGGUGGAUCUUCUGCUUCGGCUUGGUACGGACAUGCAGCUCAUGGAUCAAACCCUUCACUUGGCAGCAGCGCUUCUCCAUGACCAGCUGUCCAACCCUGACCCGACUCUGCAGCCUACGCUGGCAGCCCGGCCGCAGAGAUGUGGCCGGACCGAAGGGCCAGCGAGCGCUUAA
Molecule: messenger RNA, 963 nt
Organism: Symbiodinium necroappetens
Lineage: Eukaryota; Dinophyceae; Suessiales; Symbiodiniaceae
Source: the annotation of a GenBank genome assembly